AUGAUUUUUCAAUCUUUUAUACCAGGUAAUCUAGUAUCCUUAUGCAUGAAGAUAAUCAAUUCGGUCGUUGUGGUCGGACUCUAUUAUGGAUUUCUGACCACAUUCUCCAUGGGGCCUUCUUAUCUCUUCCUUCUCCGAGCUCGGGUUAUAGAAGAAGGAGAAGAAGGAACUGAGAAGAAGGUAUCAGCAACAACAGGUUUUAUUACGGGACAGCUCAUGAUGUUCAUAUCGAUCUAUUAUGCGCCUCUGCAUCUAGCAUUGGGUAGACCUCAUACAAUAACUGUCCUAGCUCUACCCUAUCUUUUGUUUCAUUUCUUCUGGAACAAUCACAAACACUUUUUUGAUUAUGGAUCUACUACCAGAAAUUCAAUGCGUAAUCUUAGCAUUCAAUUUGUAUUCCUGAAUAAUCUCAUUUUUCAAUUAUUCAACCAUUUCAUUUUACCAAGUUCAAUGUUAGUCAGAUUAGUCAACAUUUAUAUGUUUCGAUGCAACAACAAGAUGUUAUUUGUAACAAGUAGUUUUGUUGGUUGGUUAAUUGGUCACAUUUUAUUCAUGAAAUGGGUUGGAUUGAUAUUAGUCUGGAUACAGCAAAAUAAUUCUAUUAGAUCUAAUGUACUUUUUCGAUCUAAUAAGUACCUUGUGUCAGAAUUGAGAAAUUCUAGGGCUCGAAUCUUUAGUAUUCUCUUAUUUAUUACCUGUGUCUACUCUUUAGGCAGAAUACCGUCACCCAUUUUUACUAAGAAACUGAAAGAAACCUCAGAAACGGAAGAAAGGGAGGAAGAAACAGAUGUAGAAAUAGAAAAAACUUCCGAAACGAAGGGGACUAAACAGGAACAAGAGGGAUCCACCGAAGAAGAUCCUUCUUCUUCCCUUUUUUCGGAAGAAAAGGAGGAUCCGGACAAAAUCGACGAAACGGAAGAGAUCCAAGUGAAUGGAAAGGAAAAAACAAAGGAUGAAUUCCAUUUUCACUUUAAAGAGACAUGCUAUAAAAAUAGACCACUUUAUGAAACUUUUUAUCUGGAUGGGAAUCAAGAAAAUUCGAAGUUAGAAAUAUUGAUAGAUAAAAAAAAGAAAGAUCUUUUCUGGUUUGAAAAACCUCUUGUAACUAUUCUUUUUGACUCUAAACGUUGGAAUCGUCCAUUUCGAUAUAUAAAAAAUGAUCAGUUUGAGAAUGCUGUAAGAAAAGAAAUGUCACAAUAUUUUUUUUAUACAUGUCGGAGUGAUGGAAAAGAAAGAAUAUCUUUUACGUAUCCACCCAGUUUGUCAACUUUUUUGGAAAUGAUACAAAGAAAGAUAUCUCCGUUUACAACAGAAAAACUCUCCUCUGAUGAAUUGUAUAAUCGUUGGAAUUAUAAGAAUGAACAAAAAAAGAAAACCCUAAAUAAUGAAUUUAUAAACAGAGUCCAGGCUCUAGAUAAGGGAUAUCUUACUCUGAAUACACUCGAAAAAAGGGCUGGACUAUGUAAUGAUAAAACUAAAAAAGAGUACUUACCUAAAAUUUAUGAUCCUUUUUUGAGUGGGUCCUGCCGCGGGAAAAUCCAAUUUUUUUCACCCUCAUUCCUAAAUAUCCUAAAUAAAACUUCCAUAAAAAAUUCCAUAGAGAUGCUUUGGAUAAAUAAAAUUCAUCUUAUUCUUCUUAUUACUAAUUAUCAAGAAUUUGAAUCAAAAACAGAUAUAGCGAAUCCAAAAAAUAAAACAAUUAGAAAAAAUUCUACUGGAAUAAAAGAAAUAAGUAAACAAGUUCCUCGAUGGUCAUACAAAUUAAUUAACGAUUUGGAACAACAAGAAAAAAACAUACCGCAAGAUUCUCAAAUGCGUUCACGAAAAACCAAACGAUUAGAGAUUUUUAAUAAUAAAAAUAAAAAAAAAAUAUAUAAAUAUAUGGAUACUUAUAAUAAUACCAAAGAUACAAAGAAUUCUGAUAAAAUAAAAAUAGAAGAUAGAAUAAAAAUAGAAAAAGCGUCUUUGCUAUAUUAUUCACACCAACCGGACUUUCGCCGAUGCAUAAUAAAAGGAUCUGUGCGAGCACAAAGACGCAAAAUAACUAUUUUUGAACUGUUUCGAGCAAAUGUGCAUUCUCCCCUUUUUUUGGACAGAAUAAACAAAUAUCUUUUUUUUUUUUUUGAUAUUGUCGAACUGAUAAAAAAAAUGUUAAAAACAAUGUUUAUAAAUUGGAUGUAUAAAAACGCAGAAUUCAUACUUUCGAAUAUAAAGAAAAAAACAAAAGAAAGUAAGAAAAAAAAAGAGGACAAAAGAGAAGACAACAAAAUAGAAGAAGAAGAAGAAGACAACAAAAUAGAAGAAGAAGAAGAAGACAACAAAAUAGAAGACAACAAAAUAGAAGACAACAAAAUAGAAGAACCCACAACAGAGACAAUCGAUCUGGUAGAAAUAGCCGAAGCCUGGGAUGAUAUUCUUUUUGCUCAAAUAACAAGAGGUUUUAUUUUAGUAACCCAAUCCAUUUUUAGAAAAUAUAUUCUAUUACCUUCAUUAAUAAUAAUUAAAAAUAUCAUUCGUAUACUUUUUUUAAAAACUCCUGAAUGGUCCGAGGAUUUCAAAGAUUGGAGUAGAGAAAUACAUGUUAAAUGCACCUAUAAUGGAGUUCAAUUAUCAGAAAAAGAAUUUCCGAAAAACUGGUUAAUAGAGGGGAUUCAAAUAAAGAUCCUAUUUCCUUUUCGUUUAAAACCUUCGCACAAAUCUAAGUUAAAAUUCUCUCAUAAAGAUCAAACGAAAAUGAAAAAAAAAGCACAAAAAAAUGAUUAUUUUUUUUUAACAGUUUGGGGAACGGAAGCUGACCUGCCUUUUUCGGCGAGUAGAAAAGAACUUUCACUUUUUAAACCCAUCUUUAAAAAACUCAAAAAAAAAUUUAGAAAAAUGCAAAAAAAUGGUUUUCGAGUUAUAACAAUUUUAGAAGAAAGAAAAAAAAUUUUUCUAAAUUUCUCAAAAGAAAAAAAAAACUGGAUCAUACAAAACAUUUUUUUUCGAAAAGAAAUAAUAAACAACCUUUCAAAAUCAAAAAGAAAUCCAAUUCUAUUAUCUGGAUUUAAAGAAGUAUAUGAAUUGAAUGAACCUAAAAAAGAAAAAGAUUCGAUAAUCAAUAACAAUAAUGGGACGAUUCAAAAAUUAUCCACCCCAAUUCGAUCUAUGGCUUGGACAAAUUAUUCACUGACAGAAAAAAAAAUGAAAGAUCUUUCUGCUAGAAGAAAGAUAAUCAUAAAUCAAAUAGAAAAAAUUAAAAAAGAAAAGGAAAAAAAAAUUAGAACCUCGGAAAUAAAUAUAAAUAUUAGUCCUAACAAAAUAAGUUAUAAUGCUAAAAAAUUAAAAUCAUCAAAAAAGAUUUCGCAGAUAGUAAAAAAAAGAAAUGCUCGAUUGGCGCAUAAAUUCCAUUUUUUUAUAAAAAUUUUGAUUGAAAGGAUAUACAUAGAUAUCUUUUUAGGUAUCAUUAAUAUUCCUUUAGGUAUCAUUAAUAUUCCAAGGAUCAAUGCACAACUUUUUCUUGAAUCAACAAAAAAAAUUAUUACUAAAUACAUUUACAAUAAUGAAGAAAAUCACAAAAAAAUUGAUAAAACAAAUCAAACUACAAUUCACUUUAUUUCGAUUAUAAAAAAGUCAUGUAAUAGUAAUGUUGUUGUUAUUAAUAACAACAACAAUUCACAGAUUUUUUGUGACAUAUCCUCCUUGUCACAAGCUUAUGUAUUUUACAAAUUAUCACAAAUCAAAAUUAUUAACUUAUAUAAGUUAAGAUCUAUCUUUGAAUAUCAUAGCCUUUUUCUGAAGAACGAAAUAAAGGAUUUUUUUAUAGCCCAAGGGCUAUUUAAUUCCGAAUUAAAAGAUAAAAAUUUUCGAAAUUCUGUAAUGAAUCAAUGGAAAAAUUGGUUAAGGAGUCAUUAUCAAUAUAAAUACCAUUUAUCUCAGAUUAGAUGGUCUAGAUUAACACCACAAAAAUGGCGAAAUAGAAUCAAUCAACACCAUAUGCAUAUGGUUCAAAAUAAAAAAUUAAACAAAUGGAAUUUAUAUGAAAAUGAAAAAGACAGAUUAAUUCAUUACAAAAAAAAAAAUGAUUUUGAGACAGAUUUAUUACCGAAUCAAAAAGAUAAUUUUAAAAAACACUAUAGAUAUAAUCUUUUAGCAUAUAAAUCUAUUAAUUAUGAAAAUAAGAAGGACUUAAAUUAUCUAGCGGAAGAUGAUAUUAUCGAUAUGGAAAAAAGCGCGGAUAGAAAAUAUUUUGAUUGGAGCAUUCUCAGUUUUUGUCUUAGAAAGAAGGUUGAUAUUGAGUCCUGGAUCGAUACCGGAAGAAAAAAUAAAAAAAAUACUAAGACUAGGACUAAUAAGUAUAAAAUAAUUGAUAAAAUUGAUAAGAAAAAAAAGAUUUUUCUUACAAUUCACCAAGAUCAAGAAGUCAAUUCAUCCAAUCAAAAAAAAAAACCUUUUGACUGGAUGGGAAUGAAUGAAGAAAUAAAAAAUCGUCUUAUAUCCGAUUUUGAAGUUUGGUUCUUUCAAAAAUUUUUGAUACUUUACAACACAUACAAGAUAAAACCAUGGGCAAUACCCAUCAAAUUUCUUCUUUUCAAUUUUCAUUUCUAUGAAAAUGUUAGUAAAAAUAAGAAAAUUAACGGGAAAAAAAAUAAAAAUAGCGAUCUUUUUAUAUCUAUAUCAUCGAAUGAAAAAAAAAUUAUUGAAUUAGAGCACGAAGAAAAAGAAUACGAAGACCCAGGGGGGGGCUUUGGGUCAGUUUUCCAAAAUCAAGAAAAAGAUAUUGAAGAAGAUUAUAUAGGAUUAGAUAUGAAAAAACAUAGAAAUGAAAAGCAAAACAAAAGUCAUAUGGAAGUAGAACUUGAUUUCUUCCUAAAACGGUAUUUAUGUUUUCAAUUAGAAUGGAAUAGUUCUUUAAAUAACCAACUAAUCGAGAAUAUCAAAUUCUAUGGUUUCCUGCUUAAAGUGACAAAUCCACGAAAAAUUAUUAUAUCUUCUAUUCAAAGGCAAGAAAUAAAUUUGAAUAUUAUGAUGGUUCGGAACAGUUUUACUCGUACAGAAUUAGUGAAAAGGGGAAUAUUGAUUAUCGAACCUGUUCGUCUGUCAGUAAAAAAUGAUGGACAAUUUAUUUUGUAUCAAAUGAUAGGUAUCUUAUUAGUUCAUAAAAACAAACAACAAAUUAAUAAAAAAUACAGAUAUUAUGUUGAUAAAAAGAAUUUUACCGAAUUUAUUGAAAGACAUCAAAGUAUAAUUGGAAAUAGAAAGAAAAAUGAUUAUGAUUUACUUGUUCCCGAAAAUAUUUUAUCCCCUAAACGUCGGAGAGAAUUAAGAAUUCUUUUCAAUUUAAAAAAUAAAAAUGAUAUUCAUAUAAAUACAGAAAUUUUCAACGGCAAUAACAUAAAAAAUUGUAGUCCCAUUUUAGGUAAAAGCAAACAUUUUGAUAGAGAUAAAAAGAAACUAAUUAAAUUACAAUUUUUUCUUUGGCCAAAUUUUCGAUUAGAAGAUUUAGCUUGUAUGAAUCGUUAUUGGUUCGAUACUAAUAAUGCCAGUCGGUUCAGUAUGGUAAGAAUAUAUAUAUAUCCGCGGUUGAAAUUUUGA
Molecule: messenger RNA, 5571 nt
Organism: Manihot esculenta (cassava)
Lineage: Eukaryota; Viridiplantae; Streptophyta; Magnoliopsida; Malpighiales; Euphorbiaceae
Source: the annotation of a RefSeq genome assembly